AUGUGUUACCGCCACCCCAAUGGCCAAUACAGCCUCUUGAAGUACCCGGACACCUUCUGCGGAAGCGAUGAACAUGGAGCGAUGCUGGGUGUUGGAAUAGCCCUUCUGAGCGUCUUUGUAGUGGGCUUCUUCGUCUAUUGCUGCUUCGGAGCCUGGAAGGUGCCCUACUGGAGCUCCCAACAGCAACAACACUUGGUGAAAGCUUUCCUCUUCUUGAUCGGUAAGUUCCGUUUGGACGUUUGGUGGUUCGGCCUGUUCUUGCUGGUCCGCGGCUUGGGCUUCAGCUUAGCCAUUGUUCUCGCGACUGAGUCCCCGCAAUUGCAAGUGGCCAUUGCGAGCAUCCUCACCUCUAUAUAUCUCUUCGUCUUGACUCUCACACGACCUUGGAAGGCCCCAAUCAUCAACGUUGGAGACAUCGCCUUGUGCAAUGCACUCCUUUUGUUGAUCAAUCAAGCAGUGCAUCCGAACAGCCCUGUGGACCUCCAGUUUGCCGACGAUUUCUCCGCGGUGAUCGUGGUGCUGAUCAUUGCAAUCUUGAGUUUGAUGGGAGCUCUAUGCCUUAUAGCGCUGAUCUUUGGACGCCGCUUUGGCAUAGGAGAAAACUUGCUGAAUCUCACGCGAGUUGGACAUGUACAUGGCAAGGUGGCCACAGCACUGAAAGAAUGUGUCCAAGAGCUCAUGAAAAUCGAAGAGAAUCAGCUUUCAGAGGAUCUUGGUAAAAUGAACAUUUACAACUUGAUGGCCUUGCAGGGGGCCAUCUCCGCAGUCUUCGUGGAUGUCCUCGACAAGUCCUCGGGCCUUGCAACUCGUGUGGCGCAUUCCGCGGCUUCGAUUCGAUCUGACGCCGACAAGACCGGGCAUGUGGAGGUGCCCGUGGUCAAUGCAGCAGCCACACCUCCUACGAGCGAUUCAGCAGACACGACCCAGAUGAACGACGCCACGGAUGCCUCCGCUCCGGUGCCCUCGGAUCGUUCUCAGCUCGACGCCGUGGCCCAGGAGCCCAAAGAGGGACCAUUGCAUCGCGUGGGCGACGAACUUGAGCCCAUUGUGGCCACGGAGCUCUGA
Messenger RNA from Durusdinium trenchii, 1065 nucleotides. Lineage: Eukaryota; Dinophyceae; Suessiales; Symbiodiniaceae. The record is from the annotation of a GenBank genome assembly.